GUGGUGAAGGCCCUGGGCGAGCUGCACGCCGGCGGCCUGGUGCUCGAGGAGCGCGCGGGCGGCCGCACCCUGCUCGAGCAGUUCCCGGACCUCGGCUUCGAGACCUUCUUCAGCGGCGACCCGGCCCACCCCAACGCCUCGUGGCACCGGGCCUCCAUGAAACUGUGCGUCGGCAUCGUGCCGCACCUCGACAAGUACAAGGGCAACGCCGCGGCCAUCGCCAAGGCGCAGGCCGCGCUGCCCGGCGUCCUCGCCGAGGUGUUCACCGUCAUGGGCGCCUGGCCCGGCGUGCGCAACACCAUGUGCCACGGCGACGUCUGGCUCAACAACUUCAUGUUCCGAGACGACGAGCAGGGCCAUCCCGUCGAGGUGAGCCUCGUGGACUUCCAGCUGGCGCGCUACUCGCCGCCCGCCCACGACCUCGCCAUGUUCAUCGCCUUCUGCACGGACCGCGCCUUCCAGGAGCGACACCUGGACGAGCUCACCCGCCUGCACUACGACUCCAUGGCCGCGGCGCUGCGGCGCGCCGGCUGCGACCCGGACAAGGUGCUCCCGUGGAGCGAGUUCAGCGACGUGGCCCAGAAGCAGCGCAAGUACGGCCUGCUGCUCAUGGCGCUCGAGAACCCGUUGUCGCUCGCGCCCGGCUCGCUCAUGGACCCCCUGCUGGAGGACGCGGAAAAGUUCCACCAGCACAUGCACGUCGACCGGACCGACGCCAUCAUCCGCUUGUACCACGAGGACCCCUACUUCCGCCGGCGGUACAACGAGACCAUGGAGGGCGUCAUCGACAACUACAUCCUGAACGCGUGACGACGAUGACGACGACGUCGUCGCCGCCGUCCUGGUGGGCCGCGUACAGCGUACCCACCUCCAAGCUGUGCCGCCGCCGGCCCUCGUCCCGGCUCGCCUCCUUGAUGGCCUCCCAGAGCUUGGCCUCGCUCAGGAUCUGUCUGC
Messenger RNA from Frankliniella occidentalis (western flower thrips), 954 nucleotides. RefSeq lists its product as uncharacterized. The record is from RefSeq and is a predicted model, not a curated record. NCBI's taxonomy places the organism in Eukaryota, Metazoa, Arthropoda, Insecta, Thysanoptera, Thripidae.